Molecule: messenger RNA, 2726 nt
Organism: Polypterus senegalus (gray bichir)
Lineage: Eukaryota; Metazoa; Chordata; Cladistia; Polypteriformes; Polypteridae
Gene: dusp13a
Product: dual specificity phosphatase 13a
Exons: 4
Coding region: 79-669 (196 amino acids)
Biological process (GO): negative regulation of MAPK cascade; protein dephosphorylation
Cellular component (GO): cytoplasm
Molecular function (GO): protein tyrosine/serine/threonine phosphatase activity; MAP kinase phosphatase activity
Source: RefSeq, a predicted model, not a curated record
CAGUCCUUCAUUUGAUAUCAGCCCCUUCUUCUAUUCUUCAGCUAAAUUCAUCAAGGAGGCUUUGAGCACCCCUGGUGGAUGGCUUGGAAAUCACUUCGUGAAGAGUCUUGGAUGAGUGGCGAGUACGAGACACCAAGCCUUUCGGCCCUUGAGCACUUGCUGUGGCUUAAUAAGCAUUCAACGGGGCAUGUCCAUGAAGUCUGGCCAAAUCUAUACAUAGGAGAUGAGUACACAGCACGAGAUAAAACUGAGCUGCUCAGCCUUGGCAUCACUCACAUUGUGAAUGCUGCUCAUGGAAGGUAUCACGUUAACACUGGAGCAGGUUACUAUAGUGACAUGCAUAUAGAUUACUAUGGCGUGGAGGCAGACGAUGACCCGGAGUUUGACCUUAGUCCAUACUUCCACCCAACUGCUAAAUUUAUCAGGGCAGGACUUAAUUCACCAAAGGGUAAAGUAUUAGUUCACUGCGCAAUGGGGAUAAGUCGAUCUGCUGCUCUUGUUUUUGCUUUCCUGAUGAUAUGCAAGAAGAUGACUUUGGUUGAAGCUAUCAAGACAGUGGGCAGACAUCGGGAUGUGUGCCCCAAUUCUGGGUUUUUAAGCCAGCUUAGACAACUAGACAUCACUUUAGCAUUUGAAAGGAAAAGGAGAGAAGACCAUUACAGGCUCUGACCGUGAAUACAGCGACAUCAGCCUUGGAGGUAAUGUGCACGAUAAAAUUACAUUAAAUAUUUUAUGCAGUUUAUAUCUUAAAAGAUUAAUCUAAGAAAUUAGUGCUAUUAAUUGUUACAGGAAAGAGUUUAACACUGUUUUACCAUGCUAUUUUCUAAAUUUACUUAGGCCAUUAAGCAGCGUAUUAACUAAUGAUCAGCAGAAAAGAUGUGAUUAAACCAAUUUAUGAAGUGUACAGUAUGUGCAUAAGUAUGUUAACACCGGAAUAAACUAUAUUAAUUCUAUGUUGACAGCACCAAAGAUUCAAUUUUCUCAGGGUAGUUUAAUCAGAUUUUUCCACUUAACAGUGAAAAUAUGGAAAUAGACAAUUCAAUACAAUCAUUUUUGUAAUGAAUUCUUUAACCUCUAAGGAAAAUAUCAGUUUAAGAGACAACUGCGAUUAUGUAUGUAACUCUGAUAACUCAGAACAUUCACAUCUUAAAUGUGAGGCAAAUGUCCUCUAUGUCACCAAUGCUUGUACAGACUUGUCUUGAGUAGCUAUUAUCUACCAAUACAGACGUCAAACUUAGACCUAAAACGUGCUUCAGCAGUGUCUACCCUUUGCCCAACACAAUACAUUCAAAGUAGUUUGAUAAAUUAUACAAACAGUUUUUAAAUCUACAGUUAAAUAUAUGGAUAUAGCAGAGGCAUGCUAAAAUCUGGGUACCUCAGUUGAACUGCAUAUUUCACUAAUCCUCUAAGUAUAAACAUCUGUAUUAUGCAUUAUUUCUUUGGGUAUUUAUCAUGUUGAAGAUAUAAAACCAUGAAUGUGGCAUGUGCAAGUUUUGGUCACCCUUAUAAAUUAACAGCUUUUUUUUUAAGGCAUCAAAACCGGUUUUAUUCAUUAAUUCCUUAAAUGAACCCACAUGAAAACAAUGCCAAAGCUGAAUAAGCAUCCUGAACAUUUUAGCUUCUCAGGGUGUAAGGCCGUCUCUUCACAAUUACAGAAUUCUCCAUGGAACUGGCGAAGAUAUUGAGGUAAAAACAAAUACAACUCUUGCAAAUUAAGGAAAGCCUAUAAAAAUAUUUAUACACAUCCCACUCAGAAGUAGCGUUAACAAAUCAAAGCUAGGAGGAACUACUAAGCUCAUGACAAGAACCAGGAAAACAUCUGUUAGACCUUCUAAUAAACUUGUCAGAUUUGCAAAGCACAAUCCACACAUCACUACAAAGGAACUGCAGAAAGGUUUAGAGGACACCGGGCUGUUGUCCACAAUACAGUGUUACUUUAACAAAAUGACAGACCUCUCUUUAAGCUUUUACAGAUGUCAAGUUAGAAUAGGCUAAAAGAUCUUGUUAUUGAUUAAUUAUAUAAAAAUAGGUUUGUGCAUGAAUGUUGUGAUGCUUUAAGAUUUUGUGGCAGGAAGUGACAAAGGAAGUACUUUGUGGGCAAAGAAAAAAACGGAUUUAACUAAACAACAGAAGAUCCUAGAAAUUCAUCAGUCAGCGUCAGCAAAGAAAUUUAAUUUGAGAAAAGGUUGGAUAUUUUAAGGUACCUUUCACUAGUUGCCACCAUUCAAAGCAGAAAAAAGGACUUUCCCAUCUACUUUUUUAAAACAAAUGUGUGUUUGGCAGAUGACAAGUUACAUCUUGUAAUUCACAUACUGUAUGUGUAGCCAGUGAUGUAGGAAGAGAACUGUCUGACAGUAGAGUGACACCACAGUAUAUAGUCUGGUGUGAGCAGUGGGCUCUGUAGUGGGUCAGUAAGCCUCAGCGAGAGAACUUGAUUUGUCCCAUGGGGAACUUGUUCCCUUUCCAGAUGCAGCCAGGAUACGCAUUAGCUUCCCAAAACUCUGAAGAUGAUAAGUAGGUUAGAAAAAGGGAUGGAGAAUUUAAUGAAUGCAUACUUCACUAAAUUUUGAAAAGUUACAGUAUGUGCAUUUAUUCUGACAAUUAUUAAACUUGAAGGCUUUGGGUGGUUCUUUUCAAAAGCAAAAGGUGUCUAGUAGUUGCAUUCAUUUCCUGUAUCAUUUAUCGGAGUCUCUUUGUUUAUAGUCAGCUGUCUACUAUUGAACUUA